CGCGUUCAUGAUACGUGUUUCGCGUUACUUUUCUUCCACGAAAGCAUUUGUUAGUGGCCCAGGACUUUUGCAGAAACUUCGUGUAGAGAACGAUGUUUGAGAAGUUUGUUCCUAUAUACAUGAACGGAGCUUCUGAAUUCGGAGUAUACUAAGAAACACUUACAGGUCAGUUUCUGACGGCAUUGCCUCCCGGUAGGAAUAUAUGUAGCUUAUACAAACGAAACACGCUCUUAUACCUUUUCCAGAAAUCCAAAGUUUUUUCCUCAAAGUUUUACCUUUCUCAGAAAUCGAGGCCUCGGGAACAAUAAUUGUUAGCAUGCUAGAGAAGGUGCAGAGCAGGUUGGUUAAAACUUUCCAAUGUGGAACGCACAGAAGACACGUCAAAUUGGUAGCCUGUCCGGGAAAGUUAUAGGUUCGAACCCGAGCAACUUGGUGGCAUGCUUCUUGGGUGUCUUCCGCGAGGGAAGAACCGAAUCAUAAACCGUCUCUCCUGAUGACAUUCGUCUCGACGCCACCAAUUAUCAGAUGUGGCAGUUUUGCCACUCCAAUGAAAGCAGAAAACGAGACUCAGUGUUGAGUUUGACCAACGUCCAAAGGGACAUUGCGGGAGACGAAUAAACAACUAUUUAUCUUUCUAAUACGCCGUGUUAUACAUAUAUAGCUGAGCCUACAUUCAUUUCUGCCGUACCUGAACGAUACACGCAACAGGUGCAUUGCAGCUGCUCCGUUUUAUCAAACGCACGCGGCGAACUGUGUGCUAUUUUUUACUAGCCGGCAUCGCCUCGACAGGUAAAGGAAACAUGUUCAUGAGAAGCUGCUGUGGCAUUUGGACGCUAAGGAAAGGAACGCGAUAUGUCGCCAGUUUUACGUUGGCAUCUAAGCUGUUCCUGCUCAUGUUGUACAUCACAUCGGCAUGUCGUCACGAACAGAUACUGGAAUUCCUGAACGAUACAUUGAGACUGCAGUCUCCUUCAUCGCCGUUGACGGAAUUCUGGGCCACCUUCUGCAUUACUCUAAUUCUAUUCUUGGAAAUGAUCGCUUCGUGGAUGGCAUUGAGAGCGACGUUACAGGAAAACCGGUGGCUUCUGGUUCCGUACAUCACCACGACACUUUGGAGCCUCUUUUCCAUGGCACUAUUGGGAAUCGUCAUCAUAACUGGCCAAUCAACGGCGCUGAGUACGAAAGACCUGGUAACUAGAGUUGGUCCCUUAUUCUUCGUCAUGCUGCUACGGGCUUUCUUCUUCAUGGUCGUACUGUCUUACUACCACGAGAUGCAGGAGAGAGAGCACCGUCAAGGGAACGCCCUGCCAUCGGUUAUGUCCGCAGUUCCACCUACUAACAUCGAUGACCUGCCUGCUAGCAAACGCUACGCGCCCCUCCUCUUGGACUACUUAGGCAAACCUCCUUCGUACGAAGAACUACAAGAACAAGAUGGCAAGACCAGCGGUGGACUUAGCCUCGGACUCUACUUCUGAACUUAGCUUGGAAGAAUGUCAUUUCAUUGCCUAAUUCGGAGGACUGAUCGGUAAUGGAACCAAGCAAGGUGUUGCUCUCACUCCUGUCAGUGCUGGCAGGUCAUUGGUUUUCUCGACCGGGCUUACCCAUCAUAUCAAUUUCGUGAGUUUGAGAUUAAAUGAGAAUCUGAGCUCUU
Molecule: messenger RNA, 1651 nt
Organism: Ornithodoros turicata
Lineage: Eukaryota; Metazoa; Arthropoda; Arachnida; Ixodida; Argasidae
Exons: 7
Coding region: 801-1475 (224 amino acids)
Cellular component (GO): lysosomal membrane
Source: RefSeq, a predicted model, not a curated record